AUGCUCGCACGAGCGAGAUCAUGGCUACGGCUCCUCCCAUUGUUGACAUAUCAGGUCUACGCCAGACCAACUACAACCGAUGAGCUUACAAGCGUGACUCCAGAGGCUUCGCGGUCCCAGGAGCUUCCGCUCGAUGCCCGACAAGUCGCCUUCACCGAAGUUACGCUGACUUCUACGGGCUACUACAUCUGGCAAACAACCGACAACCAUCACCACGGAGAGCACGGCAUGGGACCUCGAGACACAGCUCACAACGUUCACCGCAGCGGGAGAGACGAGCACAGUCACAACAACUGUCACCACCACUGCCCCCCGCCAGGCCAGACUGGCGCGAAGCUUGCAACCAAGAGCCAGCCCACCACCCACAAGAGCCAAGAGAAGAGACAUCAAUACCACGACCUUGAUGAUCUAGAGAUCGCUCCACCCGCCCCGCGCCAGGCGACAACCGUGACAGAGUUCAUCGCGACACGCUUCAUUGUGGUGUCGACGACGACGACGCGCUCCGUCACCAUCGUCACGCUGACCAGCACGAACCUCGGAAUAGUCACCCUGCCAUCCACGGUCGUCGAAACCGUGCUCAAGACAGCACGUUCGGCCGUACUCGUCACGAGCACACAUACCGUCACUAUCACGGGUACACCUGGCGUUGGUGGUUUUGCGGGCGCCGGAUCCAGUGCUGAUCAAUCUUCAGGCGGCCUUAGCACGCAGGCGCUGAUAGGCAUUGGCGUAGGCGUGGGAUGUGUGGUGGUGGGGAUUUCGGCUUACGGGAAUGGUCCUGUGAUGCCCGACAUGGUUUCGGGGCGGAGUCCGGGGCCAGACUCAUCGUGGACCUCGCCGUCCCAUACUCGCACGCCGUCAGAGCUAUGGAGCGGGACUGCAGUGAACUCGACGCCGCGGGUGUGGUCGGGACACUCGUGGUCAACAGUGGGAUAUGUUGCCGGUGGUCUGCAUCAGAGCGCUGGUGCGGACGCGUACAGUCACCAAGAUGGCAUGUGGUACCCGGCUCUUUACGAGACCAACCAUCCUGCGGGACAUGGACUUGCCGAGGCAGGGGAUCAGAGCUGGCGUAAUGGUGGUGGAGGCCUGGCAGAGCUUGAUGAGCAGACGAAGCCGUCUGAAUUGGGAUCAAAGACGUGA
This is a messenger RNA of Microdochium trichocladiopsis, 1137 nucleotides long. RefSeq lists its product as uncharacterized. The record is from RefSeq and is a predicted model, not a curated record. The transcript has 3 exons. Lineage: Eukaryota; Fungi; Ascomycota; Sordariomycetes; Xylariales; Microdochiaceae. The coding region runs from base 1 to 1137 and encodes 378 amino acids.